This is a messenger RNA of Salpingoeca rosetta, 1901 nucleotides long. RefSeq lists its product as uncharacterized. NCBI's taxonomy places the organism in Eukaryota, Choanoflagellata, Craspedida, Salpingoecidae. The record is from RefSeq and is a predicted model, not a curated record. The coding region runs from base 60 to 1625 and encodes 521 amino acids. The transcript has 2 exons.
GUUCUUGACAACACUCACAAAGAAGCAGAAGUCGCGGCUGUGUGCUUUGAUGUGAGACGAUGGUGGGGAUGGUGAAGGGUCCAACACCGCCUACGACGCCUAGCUCGCGAGCGUCGUCGGCACGCGUGAGCACAAAGUCGCGCUUGAAGCGCCGGCUGACACAGAAGCGGCUUGAGCGGAGAGAGCAAACUCGACAACAAAAGGAGGAAGAUCGCGCUCAACUGCAAGAAGAGCUCGACAGAGUCCGGCAGGUCCCUCUGGACGUGCUGGCGGCCGAAUGGCUGAACGAAACAAUCACCGACGCGCGAACGCGCAUGUACCUUGUGGAGACGUGUCUGGGGUCCGUGGUGCUUGCCAUGGAGAAGCUGCUGCGCGAAGCAGAGCGACGCGAGCUCCUGGAGGCACCCAAGAUGACUGCUAGCUUCAACCCCAUCAACUACCUUGCCCAGGCCCUCAUGCGCAACAACCCGCGCUUCAGCAACUUUGCAGACGCCUCCCCAUACAUGCGAUCCAUGCGACGCGUCGAGCUCGAGCUCCGAGACCGCGUCUACGACAUCACCGAGGACCAGCAGGCCAAGCGCCAGGCCGAGCUGCAGCGGCGCAAGCAGCUCAUGGAGGAGAAGCAGCAGCAGGCGAUUGCACGCAUGCAGGAGGUUAUUGACACCGCAGCCCCACACUUUGCCGAGCACCCGAAGAGCCUCGUCUACAGCGUACUCCGUGCACACGACACGGCGCACGUGCAGUUCCCACAGCUGUUUGCAGAGGACCGCCCGGUGGACGAGAGCGGUGACGUUUCCCGCCAAAACCUCGCCGUGCUGCUCGCCCCUCUCGUCGCAGACAUGCCGCAAGACGAUACAAUUCGCCUUCUCAAGGAGCUUGAUGCCGCCUGCUCACAGAACACGUCGCCAUCGCCGGGAACCACUGCCACCACGACUUUCGCUGGACACGGGGGAACAGAGGACGCUGACAGCGCAUAUGCGGCACUGACGGCGGAGUUCCCGUCAACGCUGUCGCUGUUUGCUGAGAACACGGCUGCGCUGCGGCACCCACACGGCGGUGAUGCUGAGGCGUUGAUGGGCGGUGGUGUCGCCACAGACGACGAGGCCGAGGCUGCCGAUGCCAAGCGAGGACAGGAAGAGGAGGUGGAAGGAGAGAAGGAAGUCAAGGAAGAGGAGAACGAGGAAGGGGAAGGGAUGAGGGACAACAAGGCGGAUGAGGAAGCGGAAGCAGGUGCAGACGACACACAACAGAAUGCCGCUAACGGUGAUGACGAUGAUGAUGGUGACGACGAUACCGCAAGACCGGGUACAGCCGAAGCCCACGGCCAGGAAGCAGCAGACACCGACGGCGAUGGGAAGACGCGCGGCGAUGGUGAUGCGAGUCGCGCUGACAGCAAGCAGCAGGAUGAACAACAGAGUGCGGAGCACGCGGGGGAGGGCACGACAACGGAUGGUGCGAACACGAGCGAUGGGGAUGCGGAAGCAGCCACAAGCAAUGAGCAUGGUGAUGAUGAUGAUGGUGGUGGUGGUGGCGAUGGCGGUGAGACGGUGGAACAUGCUGAAAGUGGAGGUCAAGGCGAUGAUGACACGAGCACGUCUGAAGCACCACAGCCUGAACAAUCGUAGCUCCUGCUCUUUGUUCACACACAAACACACACACACACACACACACACACACGCACACACACACACACGCACACACAAACAUGCACACGACACUUAGGCUGCCUGUGUUGCUCUAUCCCGUCUGCAAAGCGCUUGCUUGGUUCCUUCGCUUGCAUCAAUCGUCUUGCCCCUGUGCUCUUUCUUCUCUGUCCUGCUCGUGUGUUUGCGUAUCGCCUUGCUGUUUUUGCGCAGACGUGAUGCUGCUGUUGUCUGCAAUACAACGGUUGGUUCUGGUUG